UUAGGGCUAGGGAAAUGCAGAGUAAGAGGAAGCUGUUACACUUAUCAUAGCAUAUGUGAUCAAAAAGGGAUACACAUGGUGCAGAUGGUUUGAUUCAGAUGAUAAAAUGAGUCCAGUAUCCACUCUUCUGCUAUUUGCUCUCAGCAGUGUCUUUGGCAAUAAGUUAAAUGACCGCAUAUCAGAAUGGUGGCCAGUUAAGCAGACACUUAAAACUCAUCUUUCUUCUGAAACUGUCUCUGUUACUCUUCUUGGAAAUCUCAGGCUAAUAACCCUUGACCUCCAUAAUACAGCAGAUGUUGGUUGGGGCGAAACGUUGCUAUCUGGUCAGGUGAAAGGGGAUAAAACGUCUUCAGCUACAGGCUACCUUGACGAAGAUGAUAAGUUUGUUGGUCGAGUGCACCUGAAAGGGAUAUUGUAUCACGUGGAGCCAGCACUGCGCCACAAUUUACCAGGCUCUGAGUAUGAUAGUGUCAUGUAUAGAGGUAGCCAGGAGCCCAUUCUACACUCACAGCUUGUUAGAACCCUGCAGCCGCCUCGCUCUGGAGGGGCUGAUAAGACUGCACGUGCUGAUAAGUCUGCACGUGCUGAUAAGACUGCACGUGCAAAGCGCGCAGUCUACAAUUACAAGAGGAAGAGUCUGGACAGUUUGAAGAACAGAACGUGUGCUGUCCUGCUCGCUGCAGAUCACCUCUUCUUCGAACAUAUAGGUAAAGGAAGUCGAGCAACCACAACUAAAGAGCUCCUGCUGCAUCUUUACGAAGCGAACAAGAUAUACCGUUCUACUGACUUUGAUUUUGACGGCCGAAGUGACAACAUUGGCUUCGCAGUGGGAAAUGUCACCAUCUUCCAACACGAAAACAUGGCUGAAAACAAAUUCUUCGGUGAAAUAAAGUCUAGCAGCGACUACCUUGUGCGGUGGAGCGAAUACGACCACUCCUCGUACUGUCUGGCCCUGUGUUUCACUUAUCGGGACUUUGAGUCUGGCGUCCUGGGCCUAGCUUACGUCGGGGCCAAAGAUAGAACUGGAGGAAUCUGUGAUCAGCGAUACUCCAUGAACGGACACAAAGCUAGUUUUAACACUGGAAUUGUUAGCAUGAUGAACUUUGGAGCGUACGUGGGACACGAUGUAUCCUUCAUAAUACUAUCUCACGAACUAGGGCACAACUUUGGAGCUAGUCAUGAUUCAGACACAAAACUUUGUACUCCUGGGUCUGAACAUGGUGGUAACUACAUCAUGUACGACAAGGCUACCAAUGGAGAUCUUCCUCACAACAACCUGCUCAGUUUGUGUUCCAGACAAGCCAUCCUGGACGUGCUUCUUACCCGCUCUAAAACAUCCUGUUUUCGAGAAGCAGACAGUUACUGUGGUAACGGGAUAAAAGAAUGGGACGAGGAGUGCGACUGUGGACACAACAGUACGUGCCAGGAUAUAGACCCCUGCUGUACCCCCGCCGACUCCACCACCGGCACUCCCUGCACUGUUCGGAGGCACCAGGGCUUCCUCUGCAGUCCAGUGGACGGGGAUUGUUGCACGAGUAGCUGCAGUUUCUCCUCUAAUAAAACUGUCUGCAAGGAGGAUGGGGAGUGUUCGGAGCUAGUACUCUGUAGAUAUCCUUUUGAUAACUGA
Molecule: messenger RNA, 1627 nt
Organism: Bolinopsis microptera
Lineage: Eukaryota; Metazoa; Ctenophora; Tentaculata; Lobata; Bolinopsidae
Product: disintegrin and metalloproteinase domain-containing protein 10-like
Exons: 12
Coding region: 107-1627 (506 amino acids)
Biological process (GO): Notch signaling pathway; membrane protein ectodomain proteolysis
Cellular component (GO): plasma membrane
Molecular function (GO): metalloendopeptidase activity
Source: RefSeq, a predicted model, not a curated record